GAUUGUUAUGGAGUGCCGUACAUUCCCGAAGGUCAGUGGUUAUGUAGACGUUGUCAGUUGUCACCGUCGAAACCAGUUCAGUGCCAACUGUGCCCAAGCACACACGGCGCUUUCAAGCGGACCGUUUCGAAUCAGUGGGCACAUGUGGUUUGUGCUCUUUGGUUGAACGAAGUGGGUUCUGUUCCUCUAAAACAUUCAGUUGGUUCAGUCAGUGAUAUUUGUUCAUUAAGGGAACAUCUUGAGAGUUUUCCUCGUUAUGCGCUUGUUCUCUGA
Anisakis simplex (herring worm) is the source of this 273-nucleotide messenger RNA. The record is from the annotation of a GenBank genome assembly. NCBI's taxonomy places the organism in Eukaryota, Metazoa, Nematoda, Chromadorea, Rhabditida, Anisakidae.